This is a messenger RNA of Centropristis striata (black sea bass), 2987 nucleotides long. It is a transcript of the gene znf384b, whose product is annotated as zinc finger protein 384 b. Lineage: Eukaryota; Metazoa; Chordata; Actinopteri; Perciformes; Serranidae. Gene Ontology annotation, cellular component: chromosome. Bases 426 to 2063 code for a protein of 545 amino acids. Gene Ontology annotation, molecular function: DNA-binding transcription repressor activity, RNA polymerase II-specific; chromatin insulator sequence binding. The record is from RefSeq and is a predicted model, not a curated record. The transcript has 12 exons. Gene Ontology annotation, biological process: negative regulation of transcription by RNA polymerase II.
GCAGAGAACAUGUUCAAUUUUAAGGAUUUAUUUUAAUUAACUGCCCCUCAGUUACAGGAAGUGACGUCAACACACACACUCCUUUUGUCUGACGACUUUAUCCGGAGGAAGUGAAGCGAGGCAGCUGCUUCACCGGAGGGAAAAAAAACUAAAAAAAAAAAAAAAAAAAAAAAAAGCGAAGAGGCAAAAAAACUUCACUGGUUUGCAGGAAUUUGGACAGAUUUGGAAACUGUGUCCAAAUUGUCCCGAGCUCCGGGAGUUCCGCGGAGGGAGACGGACUCGUCGCCGCCGGUUUGCCAGUAGGAUCCUGCAGGAGUGCAUGACCACCCAGGCAAAGUGAGCAACUGCCCCAAGAGCCCCGCACCUCCAGGGGCCCACAACAACACAACCCCAGCUUCACUGUGUGGCAAUUAGUUUCUGAAAUAAUGGAAGACGCACAUUUUAAUUCAUCGUAUUUCUGGUCUCCCAUCCCCACUGUACCAGGACAGAUUGAAAGUGCCAUGUACCUGAACAAGGUGAAAGAGCAACAGGAAAAGAAUGCUUCCUUCUCUUCUUCGUCCCACUACCAAACAGCUCUUCUCACCAUCCCAACUCCUGGGGCAAAGACAGAUGGAGGUGGGCAGGCUGGUAGUGGGGCACACCUCCACCCUGCUCACAGCACCCAGAACAUGCUGUCCGUCCCCUCCACAGGCAUCAUGACAGCAGCGGGUCUGGUCAUCACAACUCCUCAGGGAACUCUAGUGUCUCCCACCUCCUCUCAGUCGUUUGUCUCUGGUCAUCCAGCAGCAACCAUGAUUGUUUCAGCACUCCAUUCAGCAGUAGACAAAAAAGAAGGGGACGGGCCGCCCCAUGUGGUCGUGAUGCCAACACCCUCCAAACGAGGCAGAAAGAAAAAGGCGACAACGCUGGCCAGGGUGGGACCUGUGGGCGGACCAACAAAUGAAACUCUGAUACUGGCUCAUCUGACAGCUGGCGGCCAGCUGGCAUCUGUGCAUCAUCCUGGAGACCCAUAUGAACUGUCAAACGAAGAGGAAGACCACGGCCCCAAAGACAGCACUAAGACAUACAGGUGCCGGAUGUGUGCGGCGACCUUCCUCAGUAAGUCUGACAUGCAGAUCCACUCCAAGUCGCACACAGAGGCCAAACCUCACAAGUGUCCUCACUGCGCCAAGUCAUUCGCCAACUCCAGCUACCUGGCCCAGCACAUCCGCAUCCACAGCGGGGCCAAGCCUUACACCUGCUCCUACUGCCAGAAAUCUUUCAGGCAGCUCAGUCAUUUACAGCAGCACACACGGAACCACACAGAGUCAAAGCCUCAUAAGUGUCCCCAUUGUACCAAGUCAUUUGCCAACUCCAGCUACCUGGCCCAACAUGUCCGUAUCCACACGGGAGUGAAACCCUACACCUGCGCCUUCUGCCAAAAGUGCUUCAGACAGCUCAGUCAUCUUCAGCAGCACAACAGGAUUCACACCGGAGAUCGGCCGUACAAGUGCAUCCACCCAGGCUGUGAGAAAUCCUUUACGCAACUCUCAAAUUUACAGUCCCACCGACGUCAACACAACAAGGACAAGCCCUACAAGUGCACCAACUGCAAUAAAGGAUACGUAGAUUCAGCGAGCCUCGAGGUGCACAUGUCCACACACACAGUCAAGCACGCAAGGAUCUACUCAUGUGGUCUCUGCAAUCGCACUUAUACCUCAGAGACGUAUCUGGUGAAACACAUGGAGAAACACAACCCAGAUCAGCUGACUUCACCAGCAGCACAGGCGGCACAACAGAACCAGAACCAAAGCCAGGCUCAGGCUGGAGCUCAGAGCCGGGUAGAGAGCGCAGAUGGAGGAUCGGGCCGAGGCGGGAGCGGAGGAGCGAGCAACCAGCAGGGACAGAGCAAUUACGCCCAGACAGAAACCAUCGCCUGUCCCUUUGACCUGCACCAGUUUAAGACAGUGUCUGCCAGUGACAUCCAGUACAAACCUGUCACUGUGGGUGACAUUGCUUCUCACAAGGACCUCUGUCUCACUGUGUCGGCAUCCUCCAUUCAAGUGGAGCACCUCAACUCUUAGAGGUGAUCACAGGAGGCAGGUUGGGGUGGGGGAAGUAAAAUAAAUUCAAGAAAUUGAGGACAGAGAGUCAAAGGAUAAAAGCAAUACUAUGGUGAUACCAGAACUUUGGAACACUUGACUGUGCCUGAACGAUGGUUUGUGACGGGCGGGACAAACGAUAUGGUGACACAGUAUACUGGAGACUAUAAUUUUGUUUUAUUUUUUUAGUUUGUCUUUUUUCUUUCUGCCUUGUUUGAUUUGUUUUCCUUUUGCUUAGCUGUCCUGUCUGGGUAGGAAGUGCAUGUAAAGGCUGCAAUAAAGUGUGUUUCAGUCCAUCACACUGAUGGUUUUAUGAUAGGAAGAGAGUCAAAGUGUUUCUCUUCAUUGAUGUUUUAUCACCUCCUGCUCUUCCCUACAAAUACAAUCUUGGCCAUAGCAAUUUAUGGUCUCCUUGUUGAUAAAAUUGGUAGUUGACUGUGAAGGUAAAUUUUUAUACUUUCAUACAGAGACUUUCAGUUUUUACAUCAGUGUUAUUACCUCUACAAUGCUGUAAAAUACAUGCCCGUAAUUCUUUUAACCUUAAAAGGGACGUAGAGGUCAUUUCCUUUUCGGGAAAGAGAAAAUAUCAAUCAAGUAUAUAUAGAUAUACAAUAUAUAUACUACCAGUUUAUAAAGGAUGAUUGUGUGUUUAAAGGAUGUGGUAAUCCAUAUAACCUAUUUAGACCCAUUCGCAGGCCUUCACAUGACAAGUGAUGGUUCACGUUUCAUGUAAUCCUAUUGUACUGCUUUGUGUGUAUGCCCUUAAAGUAAUGUUAUCCAAAUGUGUUCUUGCUAUUAUACUUCCACGAUAAUAAUGUUUAUGAUACUUCUUUAUAGACAUACUGACACAUCUGAAAUUUGUCUCUUUUUUUCCGGCAUAUGAUACAAUAAAUCCUCUGAAAUGUU